AUGCCGUAAUGCUUGUACAAUACGCAUCGUUGGAUACGCCGCUGCAUACAGACAAUGUUACUGACCGCAACCGUUGAAACUCGGUCCCAACCCACUUUGUUUCCAUCACGGAUCGCCGGAUCAAGCUCGCAUUUUCAUUCUUAUUCUCAUUCAUUAUUUAGCUUUCUACCUGGCAGGUAGCUUUGUCCGUACACCUUUCUCACUGCACGUGUUACUUGUAAAUCACAUAAACAUCGAUUUGCAACAAUGGUUGGUUCGUGAUUAGUAGUUCCGUCUAAACUUUUACUUCAAAAAGUUUAUUAACUGUGAUUGUUUUAAGUUCCUAUACUACGCUAGUAUUAUUUUGUUGUGAUCUGCACCUCAGUUAUAAUGGAUCCUGGUAUACUGUGCUUCCAGCACUGCGGACCGAAAAUAUUCUGCUUUUCGUUACCACAAAAUUGCCCGAUUUGUGGAGGGAAUGUUGAUGUCGGUGAUUUCUCAGUGCUUCCUUUCAGAGUUCCUUAUCCUUUCGUAAAGGCAUCUCAGUAUUCCUGUGCUGUUGUGAUUAAGCCGACAACGGGCGAUUUCCUGAAUGACUACUUCAACUCAACCGACCUCCACAUAGGGGUAACCACCUCAGAAGGCACCAUCGUAGAAUUUGACAGACAUGGUUUACGGCAGCACCGCUCCGAUCAAUGGGGACAAUGUCUACUUCUCGAGCAGGUAGCAAACUCCUGGUCUGAGCAUUGGGACGCAACUUUGAAUCGAGUCUGCCAGCAGAGUUGCUGGUCGGCUAAAGACUAUGACGAAGACAGACAUAACUGCUACAGUUUUGUGCUGAGAUUUCUUGAGGCGUUGGAUUACGGCAGUUUGAGUGCAUGUGCUAGAAGCAGGACUGAGUUUUGUGAAAAAUACGUGGUGCCGAGAACAACUUCGGCGGGGAAGUAUAUUUCGCUAUAUAGGAAGUUGAAAACAUAUCAGUUUUAUGUUUAUAAGAAUAAGCUCAAACACAAAGGUGUCAUUUGAAAUAGUCAAAUUUUCAGUGUCACAUAUGCAGCAUACAUUCGAGGUGAACCAUCCUUUAGGAAAUAUUUAAACCGCAUUUCACGAGUAUCCAUUACGUUUUGACGUCUACUGAGGUGAACAGCUGAUCAGCAAGUGACAUCCUGUAUUAGCCUAUAACGUUCGUAAUAAUCAAUCUGGUGUAAUAAAUCUGGUAAAACUUCAGAGCCGUUGUUCACGUAUCUAGAUACUUCUGGUGACUGGUCAUUUUGGCAAUAAAAUAUACAAAACACAUAGAAAAGCGUUUAUCAGAAAAUUAUUAUAGUACCGCUGGGAAUUUAAAAUGAAAGUCAAUAGGACAGACUGUGUUGUCCUUUCAAGGAGCUGUAAGUUUACAUGUAAAAAUAAUCUAGACACGUGUUUCUGGUUAUAAUUAACCAUCAUCAGUGUAAUGUAAUUCAGAUAUGGCUGUUUCAAUGCCGUCUAAAAUGAUAGGGUAUUUCAAGUUCUAAAAAGUAGAGAUGACUAACAAAGCCAAACACUGGGUAUCUCAUUUCAUUCAUUCCUUCUUUACUUGAAAUGUAGUCAUGAUCAUUAGCAGCACUUGUCACAUUUUACCGUAAUGGAUACUCCUGAAAAAGACAGUAUUGUACGUAUUUUAUCGGUAUUUUUUGUUAUAUAUUAUAGUAUAGCAUUACUUAGCAGAUAAUUUGUAAUCAACUGCUUUGGGUAAAAGUACACAUGUUUAUUGCUUGAGUGCUUAUAGAUAUACAUAUCAAAUAUAUAAAAAAAUAUGGAAGUUGUAACGAAAUGUGUUUAUAAAAUGAGACUAUAAAAGGAUUGUGAUUUGAAAUCAUUGAUUAAAAUACCAAAGAAAUGGUUUUAUUGGCUUAUUGAAUCUAACAGUGAUUUUUGUUUUUGAAGAGA
Messenger RNA from Acanthoscelides obtectus, 1908 nucleotides. The record is from the annotation of a GenBank genome assembly. Lineage: Eukaryota; Metazoa; Arthropoda; Insecta; Coleoptera; Chrysomelidae.